Messenger RNA from Sebastes umbrosus (honeycomb rockfish), 2887 nucleotides. RefSeq names its product sphingomyelin phosphodiesterase 1 (gene smpd1). The transcript has 9 exons. Bases 204 to 2003 code for a protein of 599 amino acids. Lineage: Eukaryota; Metazoa; Chordata; Actinopteri; Perciformes; Sebastidae. Gene Ontology annotation, biological process: ceramide biosynthetic process; sphingomyelin catabolic process. Gene Ontology annotation, cellular component: lysosome. The record is from RefSeq and is a predicted model, not a curated record. Gene Ontology annotation, molecular function: acid sphingomyelin phosphodiesterase activity.
GACCUGCUGUGCCUUUCACAAGACCGAGCCGAGAGCUCCACACAUCAUAACAGGCAGUAACAGACCGACGAGCACACAGCAAAGUCGCCGACUUUGUGGAAGUAGAAGCGAGGCUGUGUUGAAUCUCCUGACCCGCCUGUAGUUCACCUCUCCAGGAGGAAGACGACGACGACCCUCCGGUCUGCACUUUGUUUUGGAGGACAAUGAAGCUCCCCACGCUGCUGCUGCUCCUGACCGGCUCUCUGCUGUUCAUGCUGCCGCUGUUGGGCUCCUGUCACCCGGCACCGACCUCAGAGCAGCACAGGCUGGUGAUCAUGGAGCAGUUCACUCACCAAGGUGUCGGAUUUGAUUGGAAGAAUGUCACCUGCCCUGUGUGCAAAGCUGUCUUCACCAUCCUUGAUAUCGCACUUCUGGCUGAUGCGAAUGAAGAGCGAGUGGCUCGCGCAGUAGGCGAGGCGUGCAUCCGUCUCCAUCUGGCCGAUGAGCAGGUGUGUCGAGAAAUCACGGAGUUGUUCAGGGACGACUUCAUCCGGGCUCUGCAGCAGUCCUUGCUGUGGCCCACCGAAGCCUGCGCCGUGCUCGUGGGCCCUUCCUGCGGCAAAUUUGACAUCUACGCCUCCUGGAACAUCACCCUGCCAACGGUCACUAAGCCCCCCGUUACACCACCCUCUCCUCCCAAACCUGGUUCUCCAAAGAGCAGGGUCCUGUUUCUAACAGACAUCCACUGGGACAAGGAGUAUGCAGCCGGCAGCGCCGCAGACUGCAAGCACCCUCUGUGUUGUCGUAACGACUCAGGCUCUCCCAGCUGGAAGCGGAGGCAGGCUGGGUACUGGGGAACCUACAGUAAAUGUGACCUGCCUCACCGGACGGUGGAGAACCUCCUGGAAAACGUUGCCAGAGACGGACCCUGGGACUGGGUGUACUGGACCGGAGACAUACCAGCGCACAAUGUUUGGUCACAGACCAGGAAACAGCAGCUGUCAGAGCUUACAGUCAUCUCCAGGCUCAUCCACAAACACCUGGGGCCUAACGUGACGGUUUACCCUGCUGUAGGGAACCACGAGAGCACGCCUGUCAACAGCUUCCCACCACCCUUUGUUCAUGGCAACAGAUCCUCCGCCUGGCUCUAUGAUACAAUGGCAGAGGAAUGGAAACCAUGGUUACCAGAGCAGGCUUUGAAGACUUUGAGGUACGGAGGAUUCUACACAGUGAAGAUUCAGCCUGGUCUGAGGGUGGUCUCUCUCAACAUGAACUUUUGCGCUCGAGAAAACUUCUGGCUGAUGGUGAACUCCACAGAUCCCGCUAACCAGCUGCAGUGGCUGGUCCAUAUUCUCCAGGCCAGCGAGGACAAGGGAGAGAAGGUACAUAUCAUUGGUCACAUUCCACCUGGCCUGUGUCUUGGCAGCUGGAGCUGGAACUACUAUCACAUCAUCAACAGGUAUGAAAGUACAGUUACUGGACAGUUUUUUGGCCACACACACCUGGAUGAGUUCCAGAUGUUUUAUGACGAGGCAACCAUGACCCGCCCAUUGGGAGUGGCAUUCAUUGCUCCCAGUGUCACGACUUACAUUAAUCUGAACCCAGGUUUCCGUGUCUACUAUGUGGAUGGGAACUACCAAGGCAGCUCUCGGCUGGUGCUCGACCACGAGACCUACAUCCUCAACCUCACAGAGGUCAACCACAGUCCGGAAGCGCCAGGUAGCCCAGAACAGAACCCCAAAUGGACACUGCUGUACCGUGCCACCGAGGCGUACGGUCUGACCAGUCUGUUCCCUUCCGACUACGACGGGAUGCUGCAGACCUUUGUCAAAGAUGACCACAUGUUCCAGAAGUUCUGGUACUUCAGACACAAAGGACACGUGUCAGAGCCGUGCAAGGAGACAUGCAAAACCUCAUUGCUGUGCUUCCUGCAUAGCGGGCGGUACGACGAGCUGGAGCAGUGCGACCUCUUCAAUGGGUUUGGAGGAAGCUUGGCCCGGGCGGCCAGAAAAACCCUCUGUUGACCUCUGAAGGUUUGAACUGGAUGUUUGGGUGAUGAAAAAGCACCAUGACCAAAUAUGAAAUUGAGCCAAAAAGUGUAUUUUUUCCUGUUGCUGGUUUGGUCAACAAGGAUUGUUGUAUUUGUUUGAUAACAUAAAGCACUUGAGCUAGUAGUCAUUACUCUGGCAGUUUAGAUGGAUGUCAUGAACCUCACAUUGUCUGAAGAGUUCUCAGAUAUGCCUUGUGUUAUCAGUAAUGUUUUUACAAAACACCUGAUUAUGAUUGUAGCAGGUUUUGGGUUUGUCGACUGCUGUUUUGCAAUGCCAAUGUCGUAAAGACUGCAUGAAGUAGUCCCGAAAGGUGUUCUGUUUACUUGAAAUGCACAGAAGCAUUAGGUGGAUUGUGGAUCAUUUCUAUUAUACCGGGUGUCCUUCUUGGUCUGUCCCACAAUGCAUUGUAAAGCAUAUCAGUUGGCCCCUUACGUUACUGAAUGUGGUGGAUGAAUGGAUCUCAGCCAUCACUUCUCAGGUUUGAGCUUUGCGAUGUGUUUCCACGCAGAACAGAGCAUCUUCACUCAAUCAUUUUGUCUUCCGUCGUCAGCACUUUUUUGUGGGGAUUUAGGUCAGUAAAGUAUUUACCUUAAUUUGCCUCAGCAAAGACGUCUUCAAACCUAAACAAGGAAUCAUAUUUCUCAUCGAGGUUUACUUCUGUCUGCACUUUAAUUGUUUGUCGGCUACUUACUGUCCAGGUUUGAUAGACUCGGAGUGUGACGAGCACGAGAAGGCUCUCUGCUCUUGGUCUAUGCGAACUGUGGCGUGUCAUGAGCGUGACAAGUAAUACAACUUGUAAAAAUGAGCAAUGAUUUAAAGAGAUUGUAUGAAUAAUGAAAUAAAGAUUUAAUCUGAUA